UCAUUUUUCACAUGACCGAUGGUUAUUCGUCAUCGCCCAUUUUUCGUCUUUUUAUGACAAUUUCUGGGCUAAAAACUUACUGAGUAAUUUAGUCCGUUACGUCCACUAGAAAUAGUUUUUAAAAAUGGCGUUUUGCCGUUUAGUGUUACCUAUUUUAGUGCUAAGUGUUGUGUCAUCUUACGCGAAUAUACAAGUACCUGUAUUCCUAUGGGGCGAUUUGAAAACAUCAAUAAAAUCGAAUCCCUUAUCGAACAUUGGUCAAGAUGAGUUCGAGUCAAUUUUGAAGAAGGAAUUAGAAACUGAACCUUUCACCGUUGUAUUCAUUGACGAGACUUUAUCCGUGGAAGAUUUUUCACGUAAAAAUUCCGAAGGUGAAACAUCGUUCCCUUAUUUACACGCUAAUAUUGGCAAAGCAGCGUAUUUACCAUCAGUUGAAGAAGCUCUAGACGCUUUGAACAAUCUAGCCGAUCCAGAGAAGGUAGACCGAGUUAAGCUCACAGAGAAUGGGUUAUCCGCGGAAUUCGAGCCAGAAAGCGUGAAAAUUUUAUUUAUAACUCUCAAAGAUGCUCGCGAAGGUGAGUCCAGGGAGGAUAUGCUCCGUCGCCACAACGAUUUCAUGCAAGAAAUGUACAAUAAACUUGAGAAGCAAUAUGGCAAGGUCAUGGCUGUGUACACGGCAGAGUAUCCUUCGUGGACAGUACCGAAAGGCCUCUCAAGGUCCCGUCGUCAGGCCCAAAAUGGUGCUAUCGAUACACCACUGGAUGGACUCAAGUUAUACGCUCAAGAUAUCAUCCUCACUGUCGGCAGUGAAACAACAAACUUGAACAACUUACAGAGUUCCUCGAGCGAAUUCAACGAUACAACAAUGUCGACAACGAUGAACUUCGGUGAUAACUCCAUCACAUUAAACUUUGCACAGCAGGCUGGUUACUGGUUUUUCAACUCCGUCAACUUAAGACGAACAUCACCAGCUGUAAACGAGGAACUCCUGCCCAAUUCUGAAGUAUUUGCAGUAAUGGGUUUCUCAUACAGAUGUGGACAGACCAUCUCCUUCUCCAGCGGGGGUGAAACGCAGACCUACAACUUGAUAUUCCAGAACUUGAAGGUUCAGCCAUUCUUUGCUCCCAACGGCAACAGUACUCUCGAGUUCGGCGACUCGGUGAACUGUGUGGGUUUCUUCACUGUUCCCAUCUGGUCUGGUCUCUUUGUGGUGUUCAUCCUCCUGGCCAUCACCUUCUACGGGAUCAUGAUGAUGAUGGACAUCAGGACUAUGGACCGUUUCGAUGAUCCUAAGGGCAAGACUAUCACCAUCAAUACUGCGGAGUAAAAAUUUAACCGGCCAGUUCCUAUAUUAUGGUGUUUAUUCUAAAUCAGAUUUGAAUUAACUAAAUUGAUUAAAUUUAAGUUUUUGAAACACU
Messenger RNA from Melitaea cinxia (Glanville fritillary), 1418 nucleotides. It is a transcript of the gene VhaAC45, whose product is annotated as V-type proton ATPase subunit S1. The coding region runs from base 125 to 1327 and encodes 400 amino acids. Gene Ontology annotation, cellular component: proton-transporting V-type ATPase complex. Lineage: Eukaryota; Metazoa; Arthropoda; Insecta; Lepidoptera; Nymphalidae. The transcript has 3 exons. The record is from RefSeq and is a predicted model, not a curated record.